Molecule: messenger RNA, 975 nt
Organism: Schistocerca cancellata (South American locust)
Lineage: Eukaryota; Metazoa; Arthropoda; Insecta; Orthoptera; Acrididae
Exons: 1
Coding region: 1-975 (324 amino acids)
Source: RefSeq, a predicted model, not a curated record
AUGAGUGCUGCCUUUGCAAGGAGUGCUGCCUUCGCACGGAGUGCAGCCUUCGCAUGGAGUGCUGCUUUUGCUCAGAGUGCUGCCUUCGCAAGGAGUGCAGCCAUCACAAGGAGUGCUGCCUUCGCAAGGAGUGCAGCCAUCACAAGGAGUGCUGCCUUCGCAAGGAGUGCUGCCUUCGCAAGGAGCGCUGCCUUUGCACAGAGUGCUGCCUUUGCAGGGAGUGCUGCCUUUGCACAAAGUGCUGCCUGCGCAAGGAGUGCUGCCUUUGCAUGGACUGUUGCCUUCGCAAGGAGUGCUGCCUUUGCAACGAUUGCUGCCUUCGCAAGGAGUGCUGCCUUUGCUAGGCGUGCUGCCUUCGCUAGGAGUGCUGCCUUCGCAGGGAGUGCUGCCUUCGCUAGGAGUGCUGCCCUCGCAAGGAGGGCUGCCUUCGCAAGGAGUGCUGCCUUCGCUAGCAGUGUUGCCUUCGCAAGGAGUGCUGCGUUCAGAAGGAGUGGUGCCUCCGCAAGGAGUGCUGCCUUCGCAAGGAGUGCAGCCUUUGCAAGGAGUACUGCCUUCGCAAGGAGUGCUGCCUUCUCUAGGAGUGCUCCCCUCGCAAGGAGGGCUACCUUCGAGAGGAGGGCUGCCUUCGCAGGGAAUGCUGCCUUCGCAAGGGGUAAUGCCUUCGCAAGUAGUGCUGCAUUCUCAGGGAGUACUGCCUUUGCAACGAGAGCUGCCUUCGCAAGGAGUGCUGCUUUCGCAAGGAGUGCUGCUUUCGCUCGGAGUGCAGCCUUCGCACAUAGUGCUGUCUUCACACGGAGUGCUUCCUUUGACAGUAUGCUGCCUUCGCAAGGAGGGCUGCCUUCGCAGGGAGUGCUGCCUACGCAGGGAGUGCUGCCUUCGCAAGGAGUGCUGCCUUCGCGAGGAGUGCUGCCUUCGCAAGGAGUGCUGCCUUCACAAGGAGUGCUGCCUUCGCAAGGAGUGCUGCCUUCGCAAUGA